Molecule: messenger RNA, 2775 nt
Organism: Antechinus flavipes (yellow-footed antechinus)
Lineage: Eukaryota; Metazoa; Chordata; Mammalia; Dasyuromorphia; Dasyuridae
Gene: SNAPC3
Product: small nuclear RNA activating complex polypeptide 3
Exons: 9
Coding region: 10-1224 (404 amino acids)
Biological process (GO): snRNA transcription by RNA polymerase III; snRNA transcription by RNA polymerase II
Cellular component (GO): snRNA-activating protein complex
Molecular function (GO): core promoter sequence-specific DNA binding; RNA polymerase II cis-regulatory region sequence-specific DNA binding; RNA polymerase III type 3 promoter sequence-specific DNA binding
Source: RefSeq, a predicted model, not a curated record
UAGGAGCAGAUGAGGUCGGACAUGGCUGCUGAUCGGGUCGGGGACGGCGGCGGCUCCUCAGGCGAUGGGGGCGGGUUCAGGUUCCCGGAAUACGAGAUCCCGGAGCUGAACACGAAGCCCUUCUUCGUGAAGGCUUUGGGGAACCUGUGGAAGGAAAGGCUUCUUGGGGCCCGUGACUUCUCUCUGGAGCCGCCGGCUACCGGCAGCCCGGACGGGGCCGGAGCCGGCGAGGAAGAUGCGGCCGUGGCCGAAGACUUGGGCUGCAGCCUAGAGACCGCGACCGAGCUGAGCCUCGUGUGUGGCUUGGAUAAGUUGAAGUAUUGUGAAGAAGAGGAUGAUCCAGAAGUCAUUCCUGAAGACACCAACCUAGUGACUUUGGGACUUAGAAAGAGGGCCUUGGAGCAUCGAGAAGAAACCAUAACAGUAGAUCGUAUCUGCAGACAAGAAACCUUUGCCUAUGAGAUGGAAUCACAUGCCAUAGGAAAGAAGCCAUCAAAUCCAGCAGACCUAGUUAAUGAAGGAGAACUUAUUUUAACUCUGAAUAUCUUCUAUCCUGUUAUAUUUAGUAAGCAUAAAGAACGUAAACCCUAUCAAACCCUACUGGUGUUGGGCAGUCAAAAGCUCACAGAACUCAGAGAUUCAUUUUGCUGUGCCAGUGACCUUCAGAUUGGAGGAGAGUUCAGCAGCACACCUGACCAGGCACCUGAGCACACCAGCAAGGAUCUUUACAAGUCAGCUUUCUUUUAUUUUGAAGGAACAUUUUACAAUGAUAGAAGAUACCCUGAAUGUAGAGAUUUGAGCAGAACAAUUAUUGAGUGGUCAGAAUCCCAUGAUCGAGGAUAUGGCAAGUUCCAGUCUGUUAAAAUGGAAGAUUUUACUUUCAAUGACCUCUACAUUAAAUUAGGUUUUCCUUACUUGUAUUGUCACCAGGGAGACUGUGAGCAUGUUGUCAUCAUCACAGAUAUAAGACUUGUACAUCAUGAUGACUGCUUGGAUAAGACGCUUUAUCCCCUACUCACCAAGAAGCACUGGUUGUGGACCAGGAAAUGUUUUGUUUGUAAAAUGUAUACAGCCAGAUGGGUAACCAACAAUGACUGCUUUGCACCAGAGGACCCUUGUUUCUUCUGUGAUGUUUGUUUCCGGAUGCUCCAUUAUGAUUCUGAAGGCAACAAACUGGGAGAGUUCCUUGCUUAUCCUUAUGUUGAUCCUGGAACUUUUAACUGAAGACAAAACAGAAAUACUACAAAAGUAGUUUUGUUGAAUGGUUGUUUGGAAUGACUGCAAUGCUCCUCAGAAAUGUCACUUUUUGAAUGCCUCAGGUGUCUUAGGCAGAAAUAUUAAAAUUGAAAAGAAAAAUUGGGUUAUAACCCAAUUUAGCUGUUAACUUUAUUUAUUCUUUGGGUAUGGUAUAUGAAACUCAGAAUAGUCUUUGUUACUCUUUUACAUUUCUUUUUUUUCUUUGAGCUAACCACAUAGUGGUCCCAGGCAACCUGUAUCUCUGCUAUAGUCAUUCUUUUCAAGUUUCAAGUCAUAAAAAUUAAGCCCACUUAAGAUUACUUCUUUGACCCACCGAACUGGAGCUCAAGAGAAAGUGAAGGUAAAUAUGUUUCAAAUGUGUUAAAGACCUUUAGGGGCAAGAGGUGUUAGGGUGAGAAAGGGGAUGCAAAUCCAGUCUUGUAAAAUCUUUUAGUGCCUCAGUGAUUUUUUUUGUCCUUGCUGUUCAACACUUAUUUUAUUGAUUUGGAAGGUAAAUGGCAGAACUUCUUUGAAGCAGUGUCAAUCAACAUUUUUCAUUUGAUUUUCGCUAAGAUUUAAAAAAUUUUGUUAACAGUACACUUAAUACAAGUGAUUGAUUCACUUCAUACCAGUGAAUCAAAUGUAAUACAAACCUUCAUUGAGGAGUUAAUUAAACAGCACAAUGUUGAACAAAUGCAAACCACAUUUUACCAAUUUUAAUGUUCUUAUUACGAGUAAAUUACUGGUUUUGUGUAUAAGUUUCAUCUAUUCUUGGCUUUUUUGUGCUUCCCCCUCUCACUAGUUCUCAUUAUCUUUAUCCUAUUAAAAAUUAUUGAGGAUCUCUCCAAAGCGGUUUUUUAAAAUCUGGAUUAUAUUUAUAGACAUUUACCAUAUUGGAAAUAAAAACUACUUUUGAAUUUGUAGACCCUCUAAAAGGGUUUCAGAAAUCUCCAGGAUUCUCUAGACCAUACCUUGAGAACCAUUGCACUAGAUAGUAGGCAGUUUGACAAGGUCAAUCAGAAUAGUAUUAUUAGUAUGCAGAAAUUUUGGCUUGAAGCAUCAGUUUUAAUUUUUUAAAACUUAUUUAUGGAGUCCUUAGGCUUGGGAAAAAUUCAGAACAACUCUGAAAACAUCACAUUGUUUCACCUUUUUUGUAUGUGGAAAUGUCCUUGUCUUGAGUUUGGAAAAAUGUGUGCAAAUCUUCAUUUUCUCUUGUCUAGGUUAACAUUAUAAAAAUAAAAAAAGCUACAUUUUACACCUGGAUAUUUGGGAACAACUCUACUCCUUAAGAGAAGCUCAUCAUACAUAUGUAAAAGGUUGGUGAUUAUAUGAACUUUGUAUAGGUUCAUUAUGUCUUAACCCAGUUUCAUCCUAUUUUAUCUUAUUUGCAGUAAUUAUAAGGAAAAAAAGCAACUUAUAAUUAUUUCUACUGUGUACAAAGGUUGGGUUAUUUUAAGUUAUUACCACCCAAACAAUAUUCAGAAAAUGAACCUUGAUAUGUUGUAAAGUUUGAAUUUUAUAAAAAAAGUUUCUACCAAA